Vidua macroura (Pin-tailed whydah) is the source of this 1089-nucleotide messenger RNA. It is a transcript of the gene PLLP, whose product is annotated as plasmolipin. Gene Ontology annotation, biological process: myelination. The transcript has 4 exons. Lineage: Eukaryota; Metazoa; Chordata; Aves; Passeriformes; Viduidae. Gene Ontology annotation, cellular component: membrane. Gene Ontology annotation, molecular function: structural constituent of myelin sheath. The coding region runs from base 39 to 560 and encodes 173 amino acids. The record is from RefSeq and is a predicted model, not a curated record.
GGGGCCGAGCCGGGGCCGUCCCGGGGCCGGUGCGCGGUAUGGCGGGGCUGCCCGGCGCCGCGCGAGCCCGGAGCGCCUCCCCGGGCUCCCCCCCGGCCCUGGACGGCUCCUUCUUGCUCUCGCCGCUCGGGGGGCUGAUGGGAGCCCAGGCCGUGCUCGGUUUACUGGUGUGGUCUCUCAUCGCCGCCACAACGUAUCACCUCCACGCGGCAUACGGCUGGGUGAUGUUUGUGUCCCUCUUCUUCUGGAUACUAACACUCCUUUUCUUCGUGACUUACCUCCUGCAACUUCAUCAGAAGUUCUACAUGAUCCCCUGGCCCCUCGUGCUGAUGAUCUACAACGCUGUGGCCACCGUGCUGUACAUCACCGCCUUCGUGACGUGCGCGGCCGCCGUGCAGCCGACGUCCUGGCGGCAGUGGGACUACAACCGCAGAGCCGCCGCCUCCUUCUUCGCCUGCGUCACGAUGAUCACCUACGGGGUGAGCACCUUCUUCAGCUUCCGCGCCUGGAAAGGGCUCGGCAGCAACGCGGCCACCAGCCAAGUGACCGACCACGUGUAAGGAGUGGACAGCAAAGCCCGGCCACGGGCCACCCUGCACCAGCUUGUGCCAGGCUUGGCGGCUUGGAGCCUCGUGUGCCACCAGGGCUCGUUUUGGGACCAGCCCGUGCUGGCAGCAGCGGUCAGCGCUGGGUCAUGUGGAUGCUGCCCUGUGGUUUCUGAUGAUGCUUCCAGCUGACGUGCCCACAGCACGACCCCACGGGCAUCGCCACGGGGGACACGGACUCGCUGGGGCUGCAGCUCCUGCUCAUCCCCGGGGCUCAUCUAGAUCCUCACCAGAGCAGCUCCACUGAAGGGGCUCAGCCAGUUUGGCACAGUCCAGUACUAAAACUGACUAACCCAAGCCCAGGUUCCCCUCUCUGCUCAUUCACAGCUACAGUGUAAGUAAUGCAAUUAACGGCGUGCAGAAACAGUGGCAGAGCUGCAAGAUGAGAAGUGAAGCAAGGGAAGCAGUCAUAACUGCUCUUGUAUUGAUUUCUAACAAUUUGAAUAUAAAUUUCAUGCUUUAAAUAAAAACAUUCCUAAAUCCA